GACGUCAGGUUUUGGUUCCAUAUCAGUGAGAAAGAGGAUGCACAGUACCACGGCUCAGCGGAGCUUCGGCGGAACCGACUCAGCUUGAGCAGAACAACAGCUGAUUGAAAAAUACACUGUUCUUUAAUUAUACAUCGAUCAUACUUCGAGUACAGACAGCUCGAAAAAUCGGUAGCGGCUAUGGAAUUAAAGAAGUCUAUUUCGGACACCGAGAAGACGCUGAGAAGCUACGGCGCGGUGCGGGAGACGGACUGGAGCGCAGACAAAGGUCAGAUGAACUUGUCCAUGGCAGAGAUGGCUCCUGAUGAGGUGGAGCUGGAGAUGGAGAUGGCCAGGAUUCAGCGACUCAGGGAACUGCUUGUUAGGCGGGAGUCCGAGCUGCGUUUCAUGAUGGAUGACAUACAGCUGUGCAAAGACAUCAUGGCCCUGAAACAGGAGCUUCGUAAGAUUGUGGCAGUGCCAGAAAAGGAGAAGAACAAGAAGCACCGGCAGAAGGAGGAGGAGCUGAUACAGAAAAUCCAGAAGCUGGUGGAGAAAAGGGACUUUCUGGUUGACGACGCCGAGGUGGAAAGACUGAGGGAACAGGAGGAGGACAAGGAGAUGGCAGAGUUCCUCAGGCUGAAACUCACACCCCUGGACAAACUGGCCAGAGUGGCACAGAGUCCACGGAAAGUAAAAAAGUCAACUCCAGAGCCUCCCCCAAACAAGCCCUCCAUUACCAAGACCAGCAUAGCUAUUAUAAAGGACUGCUGUGGAACCACACAGUGUGCCAUUAUGUAAAAACCCUCCCCCUUUCUCUUAAGGCUACAGUCAGUCUGUUUCAGGAAAAGAAAAAAAAAGAUUCUUCUAUCUCGGGUUAAACAGGUUGGUGCAGCCAUUUUUUCCCCCUCUUCCCAUAGCAGAUGUGGUGGCACCUUUAAAUUGACUAGCACAUUUUAGAAGUGCUAACCCCCCCCAUUUAUUGCUGUAUGUUAUGUGGAUGAAAAAAAUAUUUAAAGUGAUCACUGAAUCUUGAAUUGAAAUGUCCCAGUCAGGCCAAAGAACUCUAGAAAUUCUAGAGUUUUCACCAACUGCUUGAAUUUCAGAAACUCUGUUGUAUGCUAGGACUCACUUGACAGAGAAAUCUAGAAUUCCACUGGUGUAGUUAUGAUUCAUAAAUAAAAGUUGGAAGCCAAGGAAUAAUCUUUUAUUCUGUAGUCAGUGAACACUGAUGAGAGAAUUAACAUGAAAAGGCUUUUUCCAAGUGUUGGCUGGUCUAGAAUGAUUUUACUCAACCCAACCCACUAAUCAAUCAAUCUCAGAACAUGUCCUUCACAUAGAGAAUGGUGGUUCAAAUUGAGCUUUUCUUGAUAUAAAGCAUGUAAAACCAGUUUCUGGGAUUUAUGCAUGGACCUACACUAGAGGAGAGAAUAAAUGAUCCAACAGAGAAUUGCUGCUCACAUUAGAUUUCAGUCAAGAACUUUCACUGAGGAUCUGAAAUAAAAUCAGUGAUGAUCAGUGUUUAGGAGAUCCCUACAAGCACCCAUUAGCUCCAAGAACUCAUUUUAUUCCAGCAGAUCCCAACAGGACGGUUUUUGCAUUGGUUAUUAACAGGUACAUAUAGCAUACAUAAAUAUAUGCAUUUAUUUAAACCUUUCAAGUUAAAAUCUAGAAUUCAACUGUGUAUUUUUUAUUUGCAGGGCAGUUAUCUGGGUCUUUUCAGCAAAGCUACUCAAGACUGCUGUGACAUUAGCAGUAAUUUGCAUCAUACUUUAAACACAUUUUUUAAAAAGUUGGUGGAAAAAGGUUUAGAAAAAAAAAAAAAAAGUAGCUUUCAGUGGUAGGCACACUUAAAAUCCUAUAGCCUUUGAAAUUGUAUGUUUGUUGAAAGUGCAGUAACGCUUCACAAAUCUUGGGUGAACUCCCAUUCUGAUCAUGUCAGGUUUGAGUUUACUUGUGAAGGAAGCAUGCUGACAGUUUCUUUAUGCACUCCAUUUUCAGAUUAUCCAUUACUUCUGUGUAAUAUUUGUUACUGAAAGAUUUCAAUCCAGUUAAAACAAUCUGUAAAUGCAGGGUUCAAUUGCUAAUUAUUUGCAAGAUAACAGUUUAUGUCCUUGCCCAGAGUAUCUCACUGUUCAGUGUUUGUGAGCCUUCUUUGCUUGUUUUGAAGGGUAGUAUUGCAAACUUCAGGAACAACUAAAUCAUAAUAAAUAUUACUGAGAAAGGCAGUUGCACCCCAAGGUCCCAUAGAGAGUGAAUAAACACAGAAGUGCUGAAAAACAAUCUGUAAAUAUGUGUUUCAAUAAAAAGCAUCUUUCUG
Molecule: messenger RNA, 2299 nt
Organism: Electrophorus electricus (electric eel)
Lineage: Eukaryota; Metazoa; Chordata; Actinopteri; Gymnotiformes; Gymnotidae
Gene: bmerb1
Product: bMERB domain containing 1
Biological process (GO): negative regulation of microtubule depolymerization
Cellular component (GO): microtubule cytoskeleton
Source: RefSeq, a predicted model, not a curated record